AUGUCUUCAGUAUCACUGGUCACGCUAAUAAACGAGCUGUAUGGGAGAAUCUGCGACCAAGUAGCGACAUAUCAACGAGAGGUCGUGACUCUUCCCCCGCAAUCCACAUUUGGGGGUCCAGGCUUUCGAGAUCAGGAGUUUUUGAUCCUGCAGCCACUAUUCAAAGCAGUAACAAUCAUUCUUUCAGGGGACGACUUCAAAGUUCGUGUAACAGAUAUGGGAGAGUUGCCAGUUCUCAUUACCCUCACUGCAGUCCAGGUGCCUCUGCAUAUAGCCAUUGACUUUAUCACCGCCCAGAAUCAACGCGAAAUUGCUGUCUUUGGCCCCCAGCCUGACCCUCUCAAGUCAACGCUGGGAUUUCGAAACGGGCUAUCUGUACCUCCUGAAGACUUGCCUGUUGUUGUGAGCUCUCUUGGCGGAGGAGAUGAACCAAUUGAGGGGCCAAGCUCAACUUGGGUUGAUACCACGAUUCAUACUGGGUGGCCUAGAGUCAACGCCUUCGAUGAUGAGAGGGUCUAUCAGUGGGAAGAGAAACGUGAGCGAUGGAAGUUGCUUCGAGAAGUCGCUGGUGUCAGCCUUAAUUAUGUCAGGAUUCAUCGCCGAAAAAGCAUAUAA
Molecule: messenger RNA, 615 nt
Organism: Fusarium odoratissimum NRRL 54006
Lineage: Eukaryota; Fungi; Ascomycota; Sordariomycetes; Hypocreales; Nectriaceae
Exons: 2
Coding region: 1-615 (204 amino acids)
Source: RefSeq, a predicted model, not a curated record